GAUCUAGAGAGGGGUGGUUCACAGUGUGGUUUUAUCUCUGCGCAUUACAUCGGCGGUGCGCAUCGCCGCCGCAGCAGCGAUAUCGUUGUGCGCGAAAAAAGCUCUCUCUUUUUAGGCAUUUCGUCGAACGCUUCUUGGGCAUCAUGAGCAGGGCCAGAGAUGCCGGUGGCGGCUUCAGCCAUGGAGUCGUCCGGUUUUGGAAGCGCGAGGUCGGAGACAUCUCGCCUAGGGCUUUUGCGAGAUUCGCUGCGGCUUCUGAGGAUCUUGUUUUGCGUCUCGGUAUACAUAGGAAACUAGACAAGCAUCGGGGCUGUGUGAACACUGUAAGCUUCAAUGCAGAUGGGGACAUUAUUGUAUCUGGCUCUGAUGAUAGGAUGAUAAUCUUGUGGAAUUGGGAUGCUGGCCUUGUUAAGCUAUCAUUCCACUCAGGUCACACAGACAACGUCUUUCAGGCAAAAUUCAUGCCUUACACAGAUGAUCGGACCCUCGUUACUUGUGCUGCAGAUGGGGAGGUGAGACAUGUCCAAAUCCUAGAACGUGGGAAGGUAGUUACUAAAAUGCUAGCUCAACAUGAAGGCCGGGUCCAUAAGAUGGCUAUUGAGCCGGGAAGCCCACAUAUAUUUUAUAGCUGUGGUGAAGAUGGUUUGGUUCAGCAUUUUGAUCUCAGGACACAAUCUGCAACAAAGCUCUUUGUAUGCAAAUCCUUUAUUGAUGAAGAUGAUGACAUAUCAAUUGUUCAGUUAAAUGCAAUUGCAAUAGAUCCAAGGAACCCUAAUCUCUUUGCUGUAGCUGGUUCAGAUGAAUAUGUUCAGCUGUAUGAUAUUCGCAAGUACAAGUGGGGAGGAUCAAGUGACUUUGGAGAGCCAGUUGAUUGGUUCUGUCCACAUCAUUUAAUUGGUGAUGGACAAGUAGGAGUCACAGGCUUGGCUUUCUCAGAACAAAGUGAGCUGUUAGCUUCAUAUAAUGACGAGCUGAUUUAUCUCUUUACAAGGGAUCAGGGACUCAAAUCGAAUCCUGUGCAUAAAUCCCUAAAAUCUGCGAAGGAUAUGAAUAAUGGAGAAGAUGCAUUGCCAUCAGCUGCAAAUCAGAAUACCAAUACUCCUCAGGCUUAUGAGGGGCACAGGAACCGUGAGACUGUGAAGGGUGUAAGUUUCUAUGGUCCAAGCAGUGAAUAUGUUGCUAGUGGAUCAGAUUGUGGGCGCUUGUUUAUAUGGAGGAAGAAAGAUGGGGAGUUACUGCGUGUAAUGGAAGGGGACAGGUAUGUGGUCAACUGUAUUGAGCCACACCCUUAUUCUCCAGUCAUUGCCAGUAGUGGCAUCGAGAAUGAUGUGAAGAUAUGGACUCCUAAUGCGACGGAAUGUGCACCACCUGUAAACAUGGAAGAGUUGAAGAAGCGCAAGAGAAGAAGCCGUUUCCGUGCUUUCUCAGUUCCUGAGGACAUGAUAGCUUAUAUCCUGGCACUACAGAGACGCCGCUCUGUCUCUUCAGACAAUAAUUCCGAAGACCAUUCAGUGGAUCCUGCUUCGGUUAACAUCAUGAUGAAUUAUACUGAUGGUGAUGUCUCAUUAAAUGAUGCCAGCGAAUCAUCCGAGAAUUCUGGAGAUUGUAUAGUCAACUGAGUUCAAUCUGUUUCCUGGUCAAUAGAACUUGUAUAUAUACUCCUCUUAUCUCUGUAAAAUCUAGAAUACCUUGUUGUUUCCAGAUAAAAACUAUUUCUAUUAUAUUCCAUGGGGACAAAAUAAUGAUGCAUAGCUAUUGAAAUUUUGUUGUUUGUCUGA
This is a messenger RNA of Dioscorea cayenensis subsp. rotundata (Guinea yam), 1778 nucleotides long. Its product is annotated as DDB1- and CUL4-associated factor 8-like. The coding region runs from base 144 to 1619 and encodes 491 amino acids. NCBI's taxonomy places the organism in Eukaryota, Viridiplantae, Streptophyta, Magnoliopsida, Dioscoreales, Dioscoreaceae. The transcript is spliced from 5 exons. Gene Ontology annotation, cellular component: cytoplasm; Cul4-RING E3 ubiquitin ligase complex. Gene Ontology annotation, molecular function: protein binding. The record is from RefSeq and is a predicted model, not a curated record.